AUGAAGCAGCUUCAACAUUUUACCCAUUCGGAGCAUUCGUUGGUCUUAAAUGAAGACAUAAUUUACGGCGAAGAUUGUUAUGGGUGCAAUGAACCAAUAUUGGGUCCUAGCUACAGUUGUAAAGAAUGCAAUUGGUACAUGCUUUAUAAAUCAUGUGCAGAACUACCCCUUGGGUUGCUGCACCAUCCCUUGCACCCAUUACAUCCUCUUAUUCUCUUUAAUGAAUGGGCAAAUCAUCCUGAGGGAGAAAAGAGCAAUUGCGAAGUCUGCAAAGAAAUGCAUGAGGAAUACUGUUAUUUUUGUUAUCGAUGCAACUUUAAGCUUCACAUUAAAUGUGGUUCUUUACCAUUCACCAUGGAAGCAGAAGUAGAAGUCCACGACCACCCAUUAAUUGCCAUUUGGAAGAGGAUGAUGUUCACUUGUGACCUUUGUGGCAAAGAAGAUAAAGGAAUGUCCUAUGUGUGUAACGCAUGUGGUUUCUUCAUUCAUAGAAGAUGCGCUUACUCUAUCCCAAGCAGACUCAAAGUCGUACGGCACAAUCACCCCCUCAACCUCAUCCAUUCUCUUGAACUCCAUCAAUCUAACUCCCAAUUAUGUCAACUCUGUUUUCUAAAAGUGGACACAAACUAUGGCCUUUACUAUUGCUCUAGAUGCAAUUUGGCUGUCCACCUCGAUUGUGCUACUGGCGAGGGAAACAUGGAGGACAUAAAUUUGCUGGAACUUAAAAAGGAGGAGUCCGUCGAGUCAAAAGCUAUGCUAGAAAAUGUAGAUUCAAAGCUCGAUCAAUCUGUUGACUCAAAAAUUUGCAAAGUCAUAAAAACCACUAUGAGGGAGGACGGAACUGAAAUUGCCACAAAAAUCAAACACUUUAGCCAUAAGCAUGACUUAAAGCUUACUAAUGAGGUUCCAAAUAACAAAAUUUGCAACAGGUGCAUACGAGCUAUUCUCUCUCCAUCUUUUUACAAUUGUGUCAAAUGUAACUUCUUUCUUCAUAAAUCUUGUAUUAAAUUACCCAAAAUAAAACGACACCCACUUCAUCAACACCCACUCACCCUCACUUACAGGGAAAAUGGAACUUCGUGUAAUGCCUAUUGGCAGUUGUGCAAUGGCUUUCUCUACAGAUGUAAGAGAUGCAACUUUGAUCUUAAUGUUCAAUGUAGUUUGAUCUUAAACACCCUUAGUCAUGCCUGUCACGAGCAUCCUCUUUACCUCUCUGUCACAAACAAUGGACAAAAGUGUAGUAUAUGUGGUUUUGAACAAUACCGAGUAUUCCAUUAUACCACUUGUGAAUUUGUCCUAGACUUCAAAUGUGCUACACUACCACAAACCGCAUGGUACUACCAACAUGAGCAUCCCUUCACUCUCUGUUAUACUCCUGAAGAUGACUACGAUGAAUAUUACUGUGAUAUUUGUGAAGAAGAACGAGAUUCCAAGCAAUGGUUCUACUACUGUGAAGAUUGCAGUUAUCCUGCUCAUUCCAAUUGUAUUAUUGGGGAAGCACCAAAUUACAAGGAACACAUAUAA
Molecule: messenger RNA, 1524 nt
Organism: Quercus lobata
Lineage: Eukaryota; Viridiplantae; Streptophyta; Magnoliopsida; Fagales; Fagaceae
Exons: 1
Coding region: 1-1524 (507 amino acids)
Source: RefSeq, a predicted model, not a curated record